UCUCUUUCCAUUUCCAUCCUUUCUUACCAAACAGAGCCUUAAAUCUAACUAAGACUCGGACACACUCUCUCUCUUCUCUUAUCACUCCCAAAUUGAAUCAAACCCAAUUUCUUCCUCUCACAGGGCUCUAAUGGCUUCACUUUCAACUCUUCAAUGGUUUCAGCCCUCGAUUUCUGGUUCAAACUUUUAUCUAGUGGUGUUCAGACCUGAAUUUAGGUCAAGUAAUGCUCGAAUCACCUGCAACUCAUCUCCAUCUUUCUCACCCAAGUUUGUAUUGAGAGCCAUUGAUGGCUCAGCAACCUCUGCCAGUGCUCCCCGAGAUGAGGUGGUGAAGAAGAACAAGAUUUUCACCAACACCAUUGCCAAAUUCCCAAUUUUGAUGAGACAACAACAACAAGUAGUGGGAGAAUCCAAUUUUGCUAUCAUUGGGUUUUGUGUUGCUACUACAUUUUUGGUUUUGGCUGUGAAAAUCUUUAUGGUUAUGAAGUCAAGAAGAGAAAAUCAUCAUCAUGCUGGCUCUGUAGCUGAUCUUGUCAGACGUGGUCAGCUGAGGUCUGAUAGAAGAGGCAUAACAAGGCCUCUCAAGUAUGAUGACCCUUUCAAUAAUCCAAUGGUUAAAGUUGGCAAGAGCAAUUCAACUGUAGAAAUGUGUGGAAAAGUGUACCGCUUAGCCCCAGUUACCCUUACAGAAGAGCAACAAUCGGUUCAUCAGAGGAGGAGAUCUCGAGCAUACCAGUGGAAGAGACCAACUAUAUUUCUCAAAGAAGGCGAUUCAAUACCUCCUGAUGUUGACCCUGAUACGGUUCGGUGGAUUCCCUCUAAUCAUCCUUUUGCAACCACUGCAAGCGACAUUGAUGAAGAUCGAGCACAAAACAAUGUGAGACAAAAGCGUGGUGUUCCAUUUCGUAUUCAAGCUGAGCACGAAGCGCUGCAGAGAAAGCUUGAAGCAUUGCAGGGUGAACAAAAACUGAACAAAUUAACAAUCGAUCCAAGCAACGCUAAAGAUUUCGAGAGAGCAUUCAAGUCACAUCCGAAGUCAUCGGAAGGUGGAGAGGAAAGCUCGUUGAAUGAACAUACAGGAAACUCACAAGAACGGUCCUCAAAUUCAUCGCCAUCUUCAGAAGAAAUGCAAAAACCAUGAGUUGUCAUAUCUUUUUUCUGGCGAAACUUUUAAUCUUUAUCGCUAUCUGUCAAUUUUGAUCUUUAUAAGGCGGGUGGUUCGAAUAUGUCAAGGGUAGAUUUGUAAAUAGGGUGUCGUCGUAGUUCAUAUUUGAGACGUUGUCAUGUACAUUUCCUUGUGUUUCUUAUUUCCUUUUCCCAAAGACAACUUGUAAUAAUAGUCUUUUUCCAUCUGUUUGAAUCUCCAAA
This is a messenger RNA of Cannabis sativa, 1368 nucleotides long. RefSeq names its product protein MULTIPLE CHLOROPLAST DIVISION SITE 1. NCBI's taxonomy places the organism in Eukaryota, Viridiplantae, Streptophyta, Magnoliopsida, Rosales, Cannabaceae. Gene Ontology annotation, biological process: chloroplast fission. The record is from RefSeq and is a predicted model, not a curated record. The transcript has 5 exons. The coding region runs from base 131 to 1141 and encodes 336 amino acids. Gene Ontology annotation, cellular component: chloroplast; chloroplast inner membrane.